CAGAUUUGAGUGGCAUUUGUGGCCGUCAAGCCGUGUUCAUCCCACCUCCACACAUCACACCAGAAUAAAAACAUUUCAUCGGCUCCUUUCUUUACUACGUUUACGUCCGUACAUUGUGAAUCCCCCGUUCAUCCACGUGCUUGAGCUGUCAACCCGAAGGAUCCACAAAAUCUCGGCGGUGAAACCGAUUGAGCAAGACGGGUCCGACGUGAGCCGUGUAUGGUGCUGCGAACGAUCGGUGCCCGUAUAGCCGUGUGUUUUCCCUCCCGUUCUUCUAUCAGGACAUGGACGAUCAACAAAGGUCCCUAAUGCAACACCAGGGAGCCCUAGUGCCUAGCAUGCACUCGGUAUCGGCCGGCCAUGUGGUGCAUUCGCCCCACCACCAACAAUCCAUGGCGAGCCUGUCGAAUCUGCACCACGGCAUGCAGCCGCCACCCGUCACCAGCCACGGCACGGUGGACCAGCAGCAGCAGGGACAACAUGCCGGGGAGCUCACGCACUCGCAGGAAGCAAGAAAGCAGGAAAUCGGAGAUAUUCUACAGCAAAUCAUGACCAUCACGGAUCAGAGUUUAGACGAGGCCCAAGCAAGAAAACACGCACUCAACUGUCAUCGGAUGAAGCCUGCUCUAUUCAGCGUGCUCUGUGAGAUCAAGGAGAAGACAGUUCUAAGUAUUCGAGGGGCACAAGAGGAGGAACCGCCGGACCCUCAGCUGAUGAGGCUAGACAACAUGCUUAUAGCUGAGGGCGUGGCUGGGCCAGAGAAGGGCGGGGGCUCGGCGGCGGCUGCAGCCGCGGCGGCUGCCUCAGGAGGCGGCCCAGGACAACCAGACAAUGCCAUCGAGCACUCAGACUACCGAGCAAAGCUGGCACAGAUCAGACAGAUCUACCACACAGAGCUUGAGAAAUACGAGCAGCAGGCCUGCAACGAGUUCACAACGCACGUCAUGAACCUCCUGCGGGAGCAGAGUAGGACGCGGCCCAUCGCGCCCAAGGAAAUUGAGCGCAUGGUCAGCAUCAUUCACAGAAAGUUCAAUGCCAUCCAGGUUCAGCUAAAGCAGAGCACAUGUGAGGCAGUCAUGAUACUCAGAUCCAGGUUUCUCGAUGCAAGGAGGAAAAGGAGAAAUUUUAGCAAGCAAGCAACAGAGAUCUUAAACGAAUAUUUCUACUCCCAUUUGAGCAACCCUUACCCUAGUGAAGAAGCAAAAGAGGAGUUGGCACGGAAGUGUGCGAUAACGGUGGCACAGGUUUCAAAUUGGUUCGGCAACAAGAGAAUUCGCUACAAGAAGAACAUCGGCAAAGCACAGGAGGAGGCAAAUCUCUAUGCAGCCAAGAAUGCAGCAGCAGCUGUCUCUGUAGCAACGUCGCAGCAUGACGGCAACCAGAGCCAACCACCCUCAGCACCCAGCACACCCACAGGCAACGGUAGCAAUCCUGGUUCAGGGGGCUACAUGUCAUCCCAGAGCCAAAUGGUCAGCCAAGAGGGUUCCUUCAUGAACCUGCAGAAUGGAGACAGCUACAACAUGGCCAACCAAGUGGGGGCCAACGUCCAGUCACAGGUAGCUAGCCUGAGGCAGGUCAUAUCUCAGACAGGGGGCUACGGUGGGGAUUCCCUACCCCCGCACAGCCAGCCUCACUCCAUGUAUGACCCCAGCAUGACCCAGUAUGCCAGCCAGCAUGUGUCCGGUCGAGCCAGCGGGGGCGAGGUAGUGGGCGCAUCGUGACGGUCGCCAGGGGGGACACAGCCAUGAGUCUGUUGGGGAAAAUGUGCCACCGAUAUUUCAUCACUUUGAACUGUUGCGAUUUUGUUUUCUUUCUUAUUUUAAAGAAAUUAAUCACUUCACCAAAAAAAAGAAAACAAAAAACCACAAUGGACUAUCUACAUUUCUACCGCUGCAUUGCCUGUUGCUAAAUGGUGUCGACUACUUACGUGUUCUGUAAAGUGCUACACUUCAUUCUGCCAACUUCCAUGUUUCCACAUUGAAUCUUUCCUGAUGACUAAUCCCCCAGAACUCUCUAGCUCGUGGUUUCAUUUGAAAUGGGAAUGCUGUGCAGUCCUGAAACCAUCUGAAGUCUACCAGAUCCUGCUCGGAACAGUGUGUUUGAAAAUCAACUGAAAUCAGGAACUGUAGUGUUAGACAAAUCGUUUGCGGAGGACUGGCACCAUUUUGUUGAGAAACACUAUUGAGCGACAAGCAGAGAGCGACAAGCAGCCAAAGAGCAAGUUUUGAGGACCACGCCCCCCCUCCAAGGGACCUUUCCCAGAUUAUACGACUUGCUGGUCCAGACGGGAUGGAGAGGACAUCACUGUCUCUCGUAUCUUGCCUGCUUGUGUGCACCUAGUCAGCACUUAACAAUAAAAGUCUCACAGCCUCCUCGUACCCUCUGUUGUUCUCAAGUAAGCAUGUGAUUACGGCAUUGUUUUUUGCCAGGACUAAAUCUGGAAGAAAGAAACCAGAGGACUGGUGUUUUGUGGUACAUGCAAACUGCAUUUCUUGAAAUCGCCCACACUGGUGCAGUGGUGAUUUAUUCAGCACAGUUUGAACAUUGAAAAGAUGGAAAACUUAAAAGGCUUUCAGUUUUACAAGUCAUCUGUGACAUUUUUCGCCAAAUUCCCCCUCCUCUCAUUUUAAACAUUGACACCAUGUCAAGGAACAUUAAUGCACACCAGGUGUUACCAAGUUGUAUUGGUAAAUGCCUAGGUUUUUUUCUACAUGAAGUUAACCCACUCUUUGCUUUGAAAAAAAUUGCCAAGUAUGAAGUAUAUAUUUUCUUGUUAAAGAUUCAACAACUAACGUAACCGCUCAGUGUGUCAAACUGAACACAAAAUGUUUCACCCCAGCCAUAGCAUGGCUGUGCAUGAGUGUGUUUGACAUGUAAGUAUGCAUCAUAAUAACAAGAAGGUUGUCAUUAUUUCAGAUUUUUGGUGAAGUGAUUGUAUUCAGUAUCGAUAAUCGAUAUCUUAUUGAAACCUGUGUAUUCCACCUGUUUUUCAGCUUAUUUUUAUUUUUUAAAAUGUGCCAUUAUUUUUUAAUUUAAAUGUUGAUACUCUUGUUAAUAUUGGAGACAAAAAGUAUGGAUGUGUCAAAACUAUGCUUGCAUGUUAAAGAUGUGGGCAUUUUUUAAGUUGAACUUUUCAGAAAUUUUCAACUGGUUUUUGUGAUUAUAUUUUCAUUUUGUCAUAUUUAAUACCCUUAGUUUGUGAGCUUUAGGUGAUCUUUGGUUUCUGUGUAAUACUAUACUCUAUUUUCCCUCAGAUGGGGGGAGUUGAAGCUGAAAAUGAAGUUCCUAGUUAAAUCUCUUUAAUGAAAAUAACACGACUGUAAAUACAGACUUUUUAUGGAAAGGAAAAAAGCAUUUCUUGAAAUAAUUGCCUUCCAGAUGAGGAUUCUACUCAGAGUGUCAAAGAAAAAAGGGAAAUUCUCAAGAGAGGGGGAGGAGCUUCAUUCAGAAUUAAGUGGGAGGUCAAGAUGGCAAUCAUGGCAUUGUAAUGAGUUUGUUGACUUCUUGAGCAUAGGAUCUGCAAACUAUUUUUCCUUAAUUCCAAACAAAACCUUUCUUUCAUGAGGAAUUAUUCUUAAGAUUAUGGUUUUUCAAAUAAAUCUUCAAAACUCCUUCAGAAGUAUUCAGUAGUAAUAUGAAAUUUUCACAACACAGAUGUUUAUAAGAAAUAGUCCACAGCUAGAAACAAUUACUCCCCUCCCCCUUCAUUUCAGACCAGUUGUUGGAAGAGAAGUCUUGGACCCAGACACACUGGUUGAAAUAUAGAUGUGGGAACAGGUUAUAGCUGGCAACAGAUAGACUGAGCAUACCCAGCAUUCUAAUAAAGGGAACUAAUUCACUUUCCCCAUAGAGUGACCAUUUUCUGUCAGUCACGCACUCAACUAUGAAUUCAACAAGAAAUUCAGAUGUUUUUCCAACUAUUACAGAAAACUUGCAGGACUAAAUGAAAUGUACCAGUUGUUAUUAAAUGCUACGCAACCUAUCUGGUAUUUUAGUGAAGGUUUAAAGUAGACAUGUUGGCUAUUCUUCAACAAUUUUAUGGUAAAUAUUUGGAGGCAACCUGACGAUUAUUUUAAUCACUGUACAUUGGCUUUUGUUUUAAUUUGCAACUUGAAAGGAAUUGGCUGUGAAAGUAAUGCAUGCAGGCAUGCUGUGUUUGUGUGGUAAGGGUUAACAUGGAGAGAGGAAACAGUUGAGAAGAUGGUCUAUUCACAGAUUUCUAGGAUUACCCAAUUGUUUACUCUACUUUUUUGGACUUCAUGCUCAUGUCAAUGAGUGUAACUUAAGUGAUACAGAGUAUGACUUUUUCAUUUAUCCAAUGGUGACCUUAUUACAGUUCUAGUACCAGUGCCAAGCUUUGAGAUGCUAAAUACAUGUUUGCUGUUCUUCUCAUGCAAGGCUGUGAACGUAUGGUCCACGGCUUCAAGUUACAGCUUGAAACCAAACACAAAGCUUCGACAAUGACUCCAAAACAAAUAACGGCUUGUUUUAUUUCUUCGUGUUCUUGGAUAACCAUUUAUCAAACAGAAAAAAAAUUAACAAAGCAUAUUUAAAAGCAGUUUUAAGAGUUUUUAAAAUGUCCCUGACAAAAAAAAAAGUGUUUACAAAAGAGGAAGGUUUCAUUUGCCUAGCUGUGGAGUUUUACAUGCAUCUUAUAAAUGAAACAUUCUGCACACCUUGAAUCACGGUCUAAUUGGAGCAAAUCUCUGAGCCAGAAAGUAAUGGAGCAUAAAUGUCUCUUCGCAUGGAGCGCUUUGUGGAUCAUGAGUUAUGCAAGCAAGUAAAGCCACUUCCUAUUGGUUGAAAUACUGAAAUACUUUUUUUAUACUGAAAAGUAGGAAUGCUCUGAUUGGACAAGAGAUGGUAGUCCCUCAUGGCACACAGGGGAGGGCUAUUUUAGUAGAAUGACAUCUCAUUCGAAAUCACUGUACAUAUAAGGGAAAGAAAAUUAAUAUGUGAAGCGAAAAGCUAAAAUCAUGUGCGGUUGUAAUGCCCUAAUUAGUGCAAAAGAGAGAGCUGUUGUUUAAACUAAAAAAAAAGGACGACUUUUGAGUGAAUUGUUUCAGCAUUAUCAAACAUGCUGCAAUUUAUCUGUGUUAUGUCUCCAUCUUGUUUACCAUUGGGAUGUUUCAGCCCUCACAGGCCAGCUACAACAUUGGUAAUUUCCUGACUUCAGGCGGAGAAAGCUCUCCAAGCUCAGAUGCCACAAUUGGAAAGCUCCCAUUGAAGCUAACCAAGCUGGUCGAGGAAGUCUUAAAGUCUCACCUGUCAUAAAUCAAUGCUGUAAUUGGCCAGCUGGCUGUAAAUCUUUGCCAGUGAAUCAGAGCUCACCUGUGCAUCUACCCUGUGAACUCAUACAUGUGCAAAAAGUUCAGAUACAUGUAUUAUUUAUGAUCUCUGCAUACUCAUUGAAGCAUGUACAUUUAGACCAAAAAAAAAAGAAAUCAAAAAUUUGUUGGUCAUUUAAGGUGAUUUCAAGAAAAUGCAGCAUAAAAAAUAUCAGUUUGAGCUUUGGAUUAUCAACGGACUCUGUCUGUGCAUUUUUAAUCAUGGUUGUCAUCUGAGAUACCCAGAGCUGAGAUUUGAUUACUAUGGUUUUUUGGGGGGGGUUGGUUUUUUUAUCUCUCCCACUGUACAAAAUGUUGUGCAUUGCCAUAGUUUUGAAAUAGACACUGUAGAUUUUACGGUCUUGCAAUUUGUGUGGUUUUUUUGGCUUGCGUUUUCUUAUCUACUUUUUUUAAAGUGUAGAUCUCUGUUUUCUUUGAUUUUAAGAUGUUGCCCGGAUUUACUGUAAAUUUUCUUUGGGGGGGGGACGUAAGAAUUUGAUAUGAUGUUCAGUUUGCCUGGAUCAACAGCAGUGGUCAGUGGUAUCCAAAAUGCCAAGAUUUCAAUUUUUUUGCAUGUACAUUUUAUUUAUUUAAUUUCGUUUUUUAAAUCCUGUUUCUUGACUGAUAUGACCUCUGUCAUUUGUAACAUCUAUUACAAUUCACUGUUGAGCACAAAUAACUUCCACGAACAGCCACUCUGUGAAGAAAGCGUUGUAGAUUGAACAGCACUUCACGUCUGACCACUCUAACACGGAGGGUAAAAUUUGACAUCAAAAAAUUGUGGAGGCAUCAGCUAUGAAGCUGCUGUUGGUUAAAGUUAGGUGAGAAGGCACAUACAAAGAGUUAUCCAGUUCGAUUAGGGCAAAGUCAAGAGAUAAAUGAUCAGGAAACUUGCAGAUGCGCCACCACAAUUUCACCCCUACUGGUACAUGCUUGUUUCUCGCCCUCUGACUGGUGUUGCUUUAUUUUUGUGAUAAAAAUUUGAAGCCUUAUUCCAAAACAACAUAGACCUUAGUCGUGUGGUAAAUUUGAUGGAAUGCAGCAUUUAUGGAACGUUGAGCAUUUCCCCAAGAAAAUAAUGGGGGGUGCAAUGCUAAUUUCAUUUUUGUUGGAUUCGUUCCCUCUGAAGAGAAAUGGACCUUACUAGAAAGAGUAUUCUAUAUCUCAUCAUAAAAUUGGAAAGUGUCAAGAAACCAAAGAAACUUUAUCAACAGUGAUGUCUACCACAAGCACAGCAGCUUUUUCUAGCCUGGUUUAUUGAUACUUUCAGUUUCUUGUGUUGCAAAUUAAUCGAGUAAAAUUUUGGAAAAAAAGUAUUCCAGGCUAAAUGUGUUCAUUAAUUAAAAUAUGGUGUCUUUUUCUUGACCAUGUGUAAAAAGAAAACAUUUUUUUUUUUUUAAUUCAUGGGUGCUAUGCACGUGUAAUUAAUCAGAGUGUAUGUAGAAAUCUAAAGGUCGUAAAUUCAGUUUAAUUAAAAAUUAAAAAAAAAAACCUCACUCUAAUGUGAACACUUUUUGUAUACUGUACAGUCAUCGUAGAGCAGUCCUUAAUGGAGAUGCAAAGGGUUCAGAGUGCAAGGGUUAAAGGUAAAGUGUAGGUUAUAGUUCAUUUAAAUUUAAAAAUCACAUUGUAAAUAGUAAUAAAAAUCAUCAGAAGUUCUUUUAACCCUUGCACUCUUUCUGUGUAGUUUUUAGUCAAUAGGAAAAAUGUUGCUUGUAUGGUUGGGUUCUGAAGGGGGAAAAAGAAAAGGUUGAGUCAGGUGCCUGCAAUGAAGGAGUGCUGUCAAAAAGACUACACUCAAAGGAAUUAAGACCUCCCCCCACAAAAAAGUCAGCUAUACUAACCAUACAAACAACACUUUUAUGUGAUAUUUAGUUGAACUGUACAUUCACGUGUACCAGUUUUAUCAGUAAUAGCCUAGCGAUAUCAAUCUGCGUAGACAAACGCAGACUUUUAAAAAAAAGUGUAGAAAACAGCACCGAGUGUUGGUGUUGAGAAUAAUUUGAUGGUGUUAAAGCCUGUUCUUGGGGGGGAGGAGGGGCUGGUUUUGGCGGCCCAACUUGCUGUAAAUCACUGUAAUUAUUACCAUUGUCUUUGAGGAGACCACCUUACCUACCCCACUACAAAACAAAGAUGGUUUGUGAUAAUAAACACAUUGGUGGAAAUGAAA
Molecule: messenger RNA, 7497 nt
Organism: Acanthaster planci (crown-of-thorns starfish)
Lineage: Eukaryota; Metazoa; Echinodermata; Asteroidea; Valvatida; Acanthasteridae
Product: pre-B-cell leukemia transcription factor 1-like
Biological process (GO): regulation of DNA-templated transcription
Cellular component (GO): nucleus
Molecular function (GO): DNA binding; DNA-binding transcription factor activity, RNA polymerase II-specific
Source: RefSeq, a predicted model, not a curated record